This is a messenger RNA of Balaenoptera acutorostrata (minke whale), 1191 nucleotides long. RefSeq names its product desert hedgehog signaling molecule (gene DHH). Lineage: Eukaryota; Metazoa; Chordata; Mammalia; Artiodactyla; Balaenopteridae. Bases 1 to 1191 code for a protein of 396 amino acids. Gene Ontology annotation, molecular function: patched binding; calcium ion binding. Gene Ontology annotation, biological process: intein-mediated protein splicing; multicellular organism development; protein autoprocessing. The record is from RefSeq and is a predicted model, not a curated record. The transcript is spliced from 3 exons.
AUGGCGCUGCCGGCCAGUCUGGUGCCCCUGUGCUGCUUGGCACUUCUGGCGCUGCCGGCCCAGAGCUGUGGGCCGGGCCGGGGGCCGGUUGGCCGGCGCCGCUACGUGCGCAAGCAGCUCGUGCCGCUGCUCUACAAGCAAUUUGUGCCCAGCGUGCCCGAGCGGACCCUGGGCGCCAGUGGGCCGGCCGAGGGGAGGGUGACAAGAGGCUCUGAGCGCUUCCGGGACCUGGUGCCUAACUACAACCCCGACAUCAUCUUCAAGGAUGAGGAGAACAGUGGUGCAGACCGCUUGAUGACCGAGCGUUGUAAAGAGCGCGUGAACGCGCUGGCCAUUGCGGUGAUGAACAUGUGGCCCGGAGUGCGCCUACGGGUGACCGAGGGCUGGGACGAGGACGGCCACCACGCUCAGGACUCACUUCACUACGAAGGACGUGCCCUGGAUAUCACCACGUCCGACCGCGACCGCAAUAAGUAUGGGUUGCUGGCGCGCCUGGCAGUGGAAGCCGGCUUCGACUGGGUCUAUUACGAGUCCCGCAACCACGUCCACGUGUCUGUCAAAGCCGAUAACUCACUGGCGGUCAGGGCAGGCGGCUGCUUUCCGGGAAAUGCCACCGUGCGCCUGCGGAGCGGCGAGCGGAAGGGGCUGCGGGAACUGCACCGCGGUGACUGGGUGCUGGCGGCAGACGCGGCAGGCCGGGUGGUGCCCACGCCCGUGCUGCUCUUCCUGGACCGGGACUUGCAGCGCCGGGCCUCUUUCGUGGCUGUGGAGACCGAGCGGCCCCCGCGCAAGCUGUUGCUCACUCCCUGGCAUCUGGUGUUCGCCGCUCGAGGGCCCGCGCCCGAGCCAGGCGACUUUGCACCGGUGUUCGCGCGCCGGCUGCGUGCUGGGGACUCGGUGCUGGCGCCAGGCGGGGACGCCCUUCGGCCUGCGCGCGUGGCCCGAGUGGCGCGGGAGGAAGCCGUGGGCGUGUUCGCACCGCUCACAGCGCACGGGACGCUGCUGGUCAAUGAUGUGCUGGCCUCGUGCUACGCGGUUCUGGAGAGUCACCAGUGGGCGCACCGCGCCUUUGCUCCUCUGCGCCUGCUGCAUGCGCUGGGGGCGCUGCUUCCGGGCGGGGCCGUCCAGCCAACUGGCAUGCAUUGGUACUCUCGGUUCCUCUAUCGCUUGGCGGAGGAGCUGCUGGACUGA